AUGACAAUAUCAACGAACCCCACUUGUCGCCGCUUGGGGAGUAACAUGCCUCCCUUUGGGGUGGACUGGUUGUCUGCAAUAUCGAAAACGCUCCCUCCACCUCCUCACAUCGAACUGGUGAUGGCGAUGCCGUACCUCCGCACAGCGUUCAAAAGACCCACUGUCAGAGUCAGACCAACCUCCUCCGAAAUGUACAACCGUAACGCUCGCAGUGCAGUCGGAGCAUUAGAUGGCCGUGGUCUGGUGGCAGUGAUCAAACGCCAGGUGCCACUUGCAGGCCAGCUGGAUCAUCAGCUCGCCUGGGGACAAGGCUGGGGAUGGGUCACAUUACCCAAUGGAGUUUGGAGUGGACGUCUUACAUGGUCUCAAGAUGGUGACGACUUCGCCCUCCACGCUAUGCCCAUCAUGCAUCACACCAACGUGUCCCAGGCAUGCUCCAUGCUUGAUGGAGUUACUGCAUACGAAGCAUCAGCCUACGAGCAGGCACUCGCUGAAUACGAUGACUCCGCCACUGGGACUUCCGAUGACUGGGACUUCGGAGUUGACUGUGGCGACUUUAUGAUGUAA
Arctia plantaginis is the source of this 567-nucleotide messenger RNA. NCBI's taxonomy places the organism in Eukaryota, Metazoa, Arthropoda, Insecta, Lepidoptera, Erebidae. The record is from the annotation of a GenBank genome assembly.